Messenger RNA from Amphibalanus amphitrite, 914 nucleotides. Its product is annotated as cuticle protein CP14.6-like. Lineage: Eukaryota; Metazoa; Arthropoda; Thecostraca; Balanomorpha; Balanidae. The transcript has 4 exons. Bases 258 to 761 code for a protein of 167 amino acids. Gene Ontology annotation, molecular function: structural constituent of chitin-based larval cuticle. Gene Ontology annotation, cellular component: chitin-based extracellular matrix. The record is from RefSeq and is a predicted model, not a curated record.
AUUAUAAGUCAACUGAUAAUGUUUUUUCUCCGCGGUGAGGGCGAGCGCCGCCCAUGUGAUUGCGUCAUACCGCCCGCUCGUCAGGUCCGCAUGACCCGAGCCCGGGUCAUUCGCGCUCGCAGCGCCGCCGAGAGCAGUCAGCCACUGAGCCGUGGGCUGAGCGCGGCGCUUCCUGCUUUUCGUGACGUGUCGUGUUUUUUUCGACACUGCUGCUGCUUGACAGCACUGGAGACCGAUCCACACCAACACAGAAAAACAUGAAGCUGUUUGUGCUCGCCGCCGUGCUGGCCGUGGCCGCUGCCGCCCCCAGCCGCAGCUACGCUGCCCCCACGUACGCCCCCAAGGUGUACCAGAUCCUGAAGCAGGAGGUAGAGCUCCGCGAAGACCAGUCCUACGAAUCUCAUUUCGAGACUGAGAACGGCAUCUACGCCUCCGAGUCGGGCAGGCCGGUGGAGGGAUACGGCGAUGACGAGGAGAGCUACGACGUCAACGGCCAGUUCAGCUACACCGGUGACGACGGUGUCGUCUACAAGGUGGUCUACGUGGCCAACGGGAACGGCUUCCAGCCGCAGGGCGCCCACCUGCCCACCCCGGUGCCCACCGAGUACCCGACCCCGGAGGCGUCUGAUGAUGAUGACGAUGAGGAGGAGGAGCGUUACGAGGCUCCUGAGGAGGAGGACGAUGAUGACGAAGCUCCCGCCGGCUACUACCAGCCCCAGUAUGAGCGCGUCAUCGUCGGCUACAGGCCCCGCUACCAGUAGAUCCAAACUUCAUUCAGACGGUUGGCUUUGUGCGAAAGAUGAUACGCUAUUGACCAAGUGAAAUGAUUUAAGUCUAGCCAUGCUGUUUGCUAUUUAUUUGUCCGUGUUUUGUUACUUAUAUGUGCCAAGGUAUCUAAUACAAACCAGCAUUGA